This is a messenger RNA of Mus musculus (house mouse), 2802 nucleotides long. RefSeq names its product MAGI family member, X-linked (gene Magix). Bases 92 to 1066 code for a protein of 324 amino acids. The record is from RefSeq and is marked validated. The transcript is spliced from 6 exons. NCBI's taxonomy places the organism in Eukaryota, Metazoa, Chordata, Mammalia, Rodentia, Muridae.
UCCAGGCCUGGGCUAGGAGCCAGGUGAGCGCGCCCCUGCGCUAAAAACUAAUCAUCGGGCUGCCCUGAGUCCACCAGGUUCACCACAGGCCAUGGACUCUCGCGCUGGGAACACGGCAGACCCUAGAGGGGGCAGAAGAGGAGGUGGCUUACAAGGGUCCAGGAGUCCCCGAGCUCGGCAGCUCCUGGAGCGGCUGGAUGCGCGCCCCCUGGCGGCACGAGCCGCCGCGGACUUGACAGCGCUAGUACGAAAAGCGGGCGCCACAUUGCGCCUGCGCCACACGGAGGGUGUUAGUGGUCUGGAUUCUGCAGAUAUAGAAGUCACAGACAGUCGCUUGCCUCAUGCUACUCUUGUGAAACAUCGACCCCAGCAUCAAAGGUCUGAGACUCUAGGUACAUGGACGGAGCCACUUCCAGUAACCCAGAAUAAGGCAAGCUAUGCUUUGAAAGUACCCCAAGCCACUGGCCGAUUUUCUGUGGAGCUGACCCGAGGUCCGGCAGGUUUUGGUCUCACUUUAAGUGGAGGCCGAAAUGUAUCUGGGGAUGCUCCAUUGACCGUGCAUGGACUGCUGAAGGAUGGGCCAGCACAGCGAUGUGGUCGUUUGCAGGCUGGUGACCUCGUGCUCUAUAUCAAUGGCCAGUCAACACAGGGCCUUACUCAUGCCCAGGUGGUGGAGAGGAUUCGAACUGGAGGCCCCCACCUUUGCCUGGUACUUCAAAGGCCUCAAGACAUGGAUGGCAGUAGGAUCAAGGAGGUUGGAGGACAUCGGAAGACAGAUCGCAGCCUAGAUCCUAGGGGAAGCAGGGUGGAGUCUCGCAGCACCAUUUCCCCAGUUCACCACCGGCCCAAGACCCGGACCAGUCCCAGACCUAGUCCAGAGGCAGUGGCUAUUGGCCACGUGGUUCGCGCAGUGGAGCACCCCACAGAAGACCUGGAAAACCGUAUCCCUGGUACCCCUGGGCCCUGGCUGGUGCCCAGCGAGGACCGGCUCUCGCGGGCUCUAGGGGUUCGGGGUGGGGGCGCGCAGCUUGCUCUGGAGAUGGCAGCCGGAAGGCGGAGGCAUUGAGCACCAAUAGACAGCUUUGUGCUCACUAGGUGAGGUCCCAUAAGGUUCUAGCAUGCAGGACCGCCAGGCUCUAAGCUUUUCCCUUAGAGCUUUAACCUGGUUUAGUACCUUCCCACUGCACAUUGCACAGUGGAGUGGUCCCCACCCCUUCAAGACGCCAGUGGUAUGGCCCUCCCAGAGCCCAGAGCGCUCGCACCCCACCACCCCCACGUCCGCGUGCGCGCAGCUUCUCCUAGUCCCUUCCCGACCGGGAGGUAAUAAAAUAGUUGGAUCCAGUUCUGACUUGCUAGGUGCUCUAGGCGGGGUGAGGUUUCCCAGUCCACCCUGGAAGGGAGGGGUGGCUUGAUCUGGUUUCGAUGAAGUCCCUUCGAAACCACCCGAAAGCUACGUGCAGCUUCCUUCAUGCCUCCAGAUGGGUCUUUAUUUCUGCUUGCUUCCCAGUUUGCUUUGCUAAUCCCUGCCCUUCAUUCAUUCAUUUCACUUUCCGAGUACGCACAUUACUGCUUGUGAUGUGGGGAAUGCAGAAGUAGGCCUGUUGUGGGAGUGUCCCAGUAAACUCAGGAUUCCCGCAUGGAAUUCUUCAGACCCUUAGCUGACAUCAAGAUAGCAAAUCUAGAAUUCUGGCGCCUUCCUCCACCCAGAGUCUGUGGUCUCCCACUUCCGGCUUGGAAAAACUAGCUUUAACUGUGGUGUAUAGACUGCUGUCCCAGGGGCGCGGGCUGGGGCCUUGGACCCCACUUGGAGACAGAGCGGGGAAGGUGUGAGUCAGCGCCUCCAGUAGGCCAGGCUAAAAAGGGCUGUUAGAAGAAGUCUUUGGGCCACGCCUCCUCUUUUCCUUAGACGGUGACAAACUGCACCAGGCGGUCCUAGCCUGGGACGAGACUAAAGUUUCCUCCGCCCUGGGAGUUGAAUCCUACUGUCAAAAGCUUAUAUGGACAGUAGACUCCAACCCAGGGAGCCACAAAGCAGGUCCUGGCCAAUGCUACAAAUGUCCAGUCACCUUGCUGCUAACCACAUCCUGCAUCCUCAAUCCCAUCCCCCAAAGAGGGAAGUUGUGGUCUAAACAGGCAACUUUCCCCCCCACCCCAUAAGGAGGAGGGGGGGAAGGGGAGAAAUGACAGGUCCUGAGUCUCAGGUGGCAGUGGGGGUGGGGUGGGGCAGACUGCAAUCCGAACAGGGACAGCUAGCAGCUGGGGUAUAAAAAAGUGAGCACUUGAAGUGUUAGUGUGUGGUGACAUGUGACUCAGAGUACAGUGGGAGUAUGGUUCCCCAGAAGUCAGGAAAGGGUUCUAGUACACAGUUCCUAAACAGCCACACCCAGGGGACUAAUAUAGUAACCUCAGCCACCAUUUACUUAGUUUAGCUUUACCCUGCUACUAGCUUUAAUGGGGGUUUUUAUUUCAUCUACUUACAUGCCUACUCAGCAUUAGGUCAUUUCCCAAAGGGGGAAAACGAGGCCCAGCGAUCGCAAAUAGACUGGAUGGUGGAGAGCUCAAAGCAGGAUUAGUUAAAGCUUGGUUUGGAAGCCUUUCCUCAUAAUCUUAACCGUAUUUGACAAGUCCCAGUUGAACCUCGACCAUAUACCUGCUCUAGAGUAGUUCUACAGUGACUCCAGGGAUAGUAAAAGUAGACCAGUGUCAGACAAGAAUGACAAGAAUCCAUAAAAGAUAACUUCCAAGAGAAUUGAUAGUUACAGAAAUAAUAAUAAUAAUGAUAAUAAUAAUAAAGGUUAUGGC